AUGCAGGGAGCACCUCACACGCUCUUCACGUUAUAACGGCAGUGCGUAUUUACUGAGGCAGCAGGUAACGUUAGCCAGUCUGCCAACGUCUCUCGUCGGACAUUAAAUCUUUGCAACACAACCAGUUACUUUGGGGAAAAGUCAACCAACAAACCAGAAAUGACUUCGCAAAUCCGACAGAACUUCCACCAGGACUGUGAGGCUGCCAUUAACAGACAGAUAAACCUGGAGCUCUAUGCCUCUUAUGUUUAUCUCUCCAUGGCAUACUACUUUGAUAGGGACGAUAAAUUCCUACCAAACUUUGUGAAGUUCUUUCACGCACAGUCCAAAGAGGAGCGCGAGCAUGCAGAGAAGCUGAUGAGUCUGCAGAACAAAAGGGGAGGCAAAAUUUUUCUGCAGGACAUCAGGAAACCUGAUAGAGAUGAGUGGGGAAGCGGCCUGGAGGCUUUGGAGUGCUCCUUGCAGCUGGAGAAAAGUGUAAACCAAUCCCUGCUGGACCUGCAGAAAAUGGCGACCGAACACAAUGAUCCUCACUUGUGCGACUUCAUAGAAACACAUUAUCUGGAUGAGCAGGUCAAAUCUAUCAAACAGCUCGCUGACUGGGUAUCCAACUUGCGCAGCAUGGGAGCCCCUCAGAACAACAUGGCUGAGUACCUCUUUGACAAACACACCAUGGCUGACGAGGGCAGUUAAACAACACUGUGACACUAAUGAUCAUCCUGGUCAUCGCUGCAUGCCCGCCUGCCCACCUGCCCCUGUCCUAAACAUGUCAUACAGAUAACACAGCUUUAUUUAUGUUUGUUAGUUGUCAGUCAACUGCAAAUUUUGCACAAAGCAUCAGUGGCUCUCAAAACUGGACUGCUGCAGACCUCACCUCACAUCACAUAUCGGAUAACAGCGGAUCUUUACAGAAAUAAAGACUGAGAAAACCUUUAAUUUAUGCCAGUUAUGUGUUCAAACUUCCUGAUGUUUCACUGACUGUUUCAGUGUUUUUGGUGUUUACAAGUGUGGCUUAAACACUACAAUUUAAUGUCUGAACUUUGAAAUACAUCUUUUAAAAUACUUGCUUCUCUAUAAACAAUAAGUGUAAGGAGGCUUGACUGUGCCAGUGUCAAAUUUAAAGGUCUAGUGUGUAGGAUUUAGGGGCAUCCAGCAGUGAGACUGCAGAAUGCAACCAGCUGAAACUUUUCCCUUGUGCCAAGCAUGUAGGAAUACCACAGUGGCCAACAUGAAAACUUGUUUGUUCUGGGCUACUGUAGAAACAAGAUGGCGUACUCCGUAGAAGAUAUAAACGGCUCAUUCUAAGGUAAUGAAAACACAGUAAUUCCUUGUUUCAGCUAUUUAAAUGCUAAUGAAAUAUAGUUGUGAAUAUCAGAUUUUAUUUCUGCCAAUAUAUCCCCCUAAAUCCUACACACUGGACCUUUAAAGUCUUUUGUAAUAAAAUAACGACUAAUCAAUCAGUCCAUAUAUCUUUAUAUAUUAUGAUUAUUUUUAAAAUUUUUACUUAAUUCCUUUUCGUAUGAGUCUCAUGAUACUGAAUUCUACAUCUUUCAGGUAUAAUCCGCAUGUGUCUCCUGAUUUAGUAUUUGUAUCUUUACUUUUUUUUAAUCCAGGCUUAAAUCUAAUGAUACCUCAUUCGGAUAACCUCGUACCAUUUUUGUACAAUAUAUUGUUCCUGCAAAGAUUGUAACUGAGGAUAGUUAAAUGGACAAGAGACCUCAAACCUGGAAAUUGAUACUGGCCAUAGUUAAAGUGUCUGUCCUUGACGGCUGCUGCUGAUUCCCUGCGUUGAACCUCUUUUUUAGUCUUGAAAGAGAAGCAUCUUUGACUUAGUUUGUAAAUGAAAUAGAACUUUAAAGAGUGAAGCAAGUGACAAAUGAAUUGGUAGACACGUUAGUAAAUGGAUUAGUCCACCUUUUAAUGACAAAAACAAAUACUGAUAACCAACAACUGGCUUUGAAAUUAGAAUAACACACUUAACCUUCCAUGAUUUUACUGAGCGUUUUCUUUUAAAUGCAUCAGCUUUGAGUUUCAUCCCUCAUAUUUACGGGUUCGCUGCAUAUGGGGACUGUAACGCCUUCAAAAUGAUGUUAUCUAAAUGCACUGAUGUGGAUAAACAGGUGAAAUCCAUGAAGUGUUACCUGAACUAUUUGUUAGGGGGACAGGCUGAUUCUCUGCAUUUGCUUUACAUAAUGAGAUCCAGAAAAUUUGUUGUUGUAAAUUGAACUUUACGUGCACAGACAGCUUCCUUGUAUAAUAAAACAAUGCUAAAUAA
Messenger RNA from Epinephelus fuscoguttatus (brown-marbled grouper), 2275 nucleotides. It is a transcript of the gene fth1b, whose product is annotated as ferritin, heavy polypeptide 1b. The record is from RefSeq and is a predicted model, not a curated record. Gene Ontology annotation, biological process: intracellular iron ion homeostasis; iron ion transport. Gene Ontology annotation, cellular component: cytoplasm. The transcript is spliced from 5 exons. The coding region runs from base 160 to 693 and encodes 177 amino acids. Gene Ontology annotation, molecular function: ferric iron binding; ferrous iron binding. NCBI's taxonomy places the organism in Eukaryota, Metazoa, Chordata, Actinopteri, Perciformes, Serranidae.